This is a messenger RNA of Giardia duodenalis, 2475 nucleotides long. RefSeq names its product High cysteine membrane protein VSP-like. The record is from RefSeq and is a predicted model, not a curated record. NCBI's taxonomy places the organism in Eukaryota, Fornicata, Diplomonadida, Hexamitidae. The transcript has a single exon. Bases 1 to 2475 code for a protein of 824 amino acids.
AUGUCACGAUCUUUAUCAGUUCUGCUAUUGGUUUGUCUUCUGGCAGAGUUCUUCUCUGAGGAGGCACCUAUAUAUCGCAAUGGGUUUGGAUACUUCUGCGAAGGUAAAAUACCAAAUUGCCUUCCAAAUAGUUGCAUAUUGGGUGUAACCUCGCGAUUUCUUUGUACAGAAUGCGAGUCUGGAUACGUACCGAUUGAUGGCAAGUGUGUUCUGGCUGGAGAUUCCAAGGCUACUCGGUCUGGCUGUGCUAAAUCUCAAACAGGCGGAUGGUGCACUAAGUGCGGCGAUGACCACUUUGUUUUUUAUGGUGGGUGCUAUAAUUUAUCUCAAGACUGGACAAAGUUCAUUUGUGAACGAGCAGAAAAGGGGAUCUGUGUAGAAUGUGCAAAAACAAACGAAACGCAGCCAUCUGUAGCCUUCACCAAUCCCAGCACUAGCACUCCCGAGCGAUGCAUCUCAUGCGGAGACACUGUGGGCUUUGGUGGAUAUAGUGGGAUAUAUGGGUGUCUAGUUUGUAACUCUUCAAGGAUAAAGCAAGAAGUGGUCCCAAAUUGCUACCAAUGUUCAGACCACAAAAAUACAUGCUCGUAUGAUUAUCGAUGUAAGCACAUCACUGAAGGUGCAAGCAAUGGUCUUUGUGGAUACUGUCCCGAAACACACAUUUGGAGCUUUUAUGCUUGUUAUGCCAGAGAUACUCCAAUAAGCAACAGCAUCUGUCUACCGGAGAAUAUCAUGGAGAUGUCUGGGCAAUCCCUAUGCUCUCGCUGCACCAACCCAUCAGAGAUUCCUCUGAAUGGCCUCUGUCUAUCAAUAACUGGGUUUGAAGACAUUUGCGUAAAGGAUCCUGAAUCGGGAAGGUGUACAUCUUGUAAGAAUGAGGGCAACAGGCAAUAUUUCUUGUUUUAUGGUGGAUGCUACUUAUUUAAAGAUGUUUCGGAUCAAAUAGAAUCUCAGAUUUGUCAAGCAGUGAAAGAAAACGUUUGUACCGCAUGUAACAGCUCAACCAAAGAGGUGUUCACCAAGAACAACGGAUGCUGGCGCUGCGGGGACUCAGCCAACGGGGGAAUAGAGGGAUGUCAAAGGUGUGAGAUGAAGGACAGUAGUCUUCAGUGUCUGGAGUGCCGCGACCUCUACCUGAGCCUGGAUAAGAGGAGCUGCCUGGCCAGCUGUCCCAAGGGGCAGAAGGGCGUGCAGGAGUCCUCAUCCUCGGUCCACAGCUGCGCAUGCGAUGACGAGUCCUAUCUGAAGGACGGGAAGUGUGUCGGGUGCGCGGUGGAGAACUGCGCUGAGUGUGAUGAAUCGAGCUGUAAGAAGUGCAAGUAUGGCUACACACUCUCCGAUAGUCAGUGCGUGGCGACCAAGUGCAAGGACCCCAACUGCGACACGUGCGAGGACAGAGACGUGUGCACAAAGUGUACCGAUGGCAACAGCCUCGACCCCCACGGUCUGUGCGUGAAGGACUGCCUGGGCUCCGCCGGGUACUACAAGGCCACCGUGGGCGGCGUCUCGAGGUGCGUGGCGUGCACGCUCGGCAACUGCGCAGUCUGCGAGUCGGAAUCCAAGUGCAAGGCAUGCAGGGACGGGCUCUACGUCGAGGGCUCGGGAGGAUGCAAGCCGUGCAGCUCUGAGUGCGCCACGUGCAGCGGACCGGCAUCCGGCGACUGCACCUCCUGCCCUGCCAAGAGGCGGCUGCAGUACAGCGACGGUGCCAAGGGAUCGUGCGUCCCGCAGUGCGUGCAGGACAGCAGCUGUGCAGAGUGCGGGCUCACGGUGGGCGGGACCAGCUACUGCUCGCGCUGCGUCAAGAGCACGGAGUACCCCAACAACGGGGCGUGCACCUCCUCCAGCUCGCGGGCGGCUGGCAUCGCGUGCGCGAAUGUCGCCGCCGGUAGGUGUGUUGUUUGCAGCUCGAACUCCUUCAGGCUCAACGGGGGGUGCUACACCUCCACGCUCCUCCCCGGGAAGACUGUCUGCACGAAGGCGAGCGACGGCUGGUGUGACAGCACCGUGGCCGGGUACGGGAUAACGUACAACGGAACGCUCCUUACAUGCCCGACGAACUGUGCAAUGUGUAGCGGUGGAGCCUGUAGCGCCUGCAACAGCGGGUUCUACCUGGAGAAGGGGGCGUGCAAGGCGUGCUCCAAGGGCUGCGCCACCUGUCCUCAUGGGGAGGCAUGCUUCGACUGCCUGGCCGGGUACUACUUCUCCGAGAGCACGUGCAAGGCGUGUCACAAGGCGAUCUCCAAGUGCAGCCUCUGCGUGGUUCCAGAGGGCGCAGUCAAGCCCAUAUGUCUGGAGUACGAUAACACCUCUAAAAAGUCCGCCCUCUCGUCUAGUGCUAUCUCUGGCAUCGCCAUCGGCGUGGUCCUCGUCGUCGGCGGUGUGGCGGCUGUGCUGGUUUGGUUUUUCGUUUUCCGAAAGAAGGCCGGAGUUCCACUGCUCUACAAGCAGUCUAUCGUUGCAAGCACCCAUUAA